AGUAGACCUCCGCCUCCCCUCCCUCCUAGGCCUCCUCCCCUCCUAGUAAAUGUUCACAGCACGCACUCUUCUACGCACCCUCUCAAAACAACGACCAAUCCUCCGUCUCUACACCGCAUCUCCACUUCGCACGUUCUCCACCACACUUAUCAGAAUGUCCUCCACACCACGCCAUUUCGCCGAAGACGCUUCCCACAAGCACUCACUUCACGUCGUAGACGACAAAGAACGUCUCGAGCGCGCUCCCUACCUCUCGCCUCCCGGCCCCGUCAAAGGUCCUGACGGCAAAGAGAAGGAGUUUAAGGCCGAAUACACCGGUCAAUGCUUCUGCGGUGAAGUCCAAUUCGAGAUCAUGGGCGAGCCGUUGGACUCUUCAUACUGUCACUGUCGCGAUUGCCAGCACAUGCACGGAGCACCGUAUACCCACCACGCCAUCUUCCCCAAAUCCGCAGUGCACUUCACGAAGGGCGCAAAGGAGAACCUGAUCUUCUAUAACCCCCACGAGAAGAAGACCGAGUACAAAGUCCCUUGCAAAGUCACCUGCAAAUCAUGCCACUCACGUAUCGCAGAUGAGGGAAAUAACAUGAUGCUCAUGCUCCCCGGCCUCAUCGACUGGAAAGACGGGAAAAUGGCGGAAAGCUUCAAGGCCACGCAUCACCAGUACUACAAAUUCCGUACGGAGGAUAUUCAGGAUGAAAAGGCGAAGUUUGAUGGGUGGAAGGGUGAUGAACCCGUUAAUGAUGCGGCGAAAAAGAUGAAGAAGGAGAUGGAUAAGGAGAAGAAGGAGAAGGAGGAGAAGGAAGAGAAGGAUGAGUAGGCGACCAAGGCCCGGAUGUGAAGAGAAGGAGGAAGGAGUGAU
Messenger RNA from Saitoella complicata NRRL Y-17804, 859 nucleotides. RefSeq lists its product as uncharacterized. Bases 50 to 817 code for a protein of 255 amino acids. NCBI's taxonomy places the organism in Eukaryota, Fungi, Ascomycota, Saitoellomycetes, Saitoellales, Saitoellaceae. The record is from RefSeq and is a predicted model, not a curated record. The transcript is spliced from 2 exons. Gene Ontology annotation, molecular function: carbon-sulfur lyase activity.